GUGGUUUCCGGAGAACGCUCAUCAGCAACAUGACGAAAUGGCUUCAUUCCACAUCUGUAGCAAACGCAAGCUGAGGCUGCUGGGCUAUGUUUUCGCUGCAUUACAAAUUUCUUGAUUCAACACUGAUGAAUCAUCAUGCUAACUAUCUUUCUUUCCAACGUCUUCACCUAAUAUUGGGUAAGGAUUGAAACACUGAAAGCCAUGGCAGGAUCGAAAGCGUUCAGCGGUGUACAAGCACUCGUAUUCGAUCUCAUGGGCACAUGCACUGACUGGCAUACAUCCAUCCUAACUGCUAUGCAGAAAUAUCCAACGCCCACUCCGCUCGUCGGUUCAGAUCUCCCACUCCUAGCUUCGCAGUGGAGGGAAGGGUUCUUCAAAGCUAUCUUCGCCUCUUUCGAGGCAGGAGAACAGUCCCCUGAUAUUGACGUUGUACACGCACAGGUACUUGAUCGCUUGCUAGAUGUUAAAGGCGUUGGAAAAGAUAUAUGGACAGACGAAGUUAGACUUGAGCUGGUACAAGCCUGGCAUCAUCAGCAAGCUUGGGAAGACAGUAUCGAGGGUAUACAGAGACUGAAAGAAAAGUAUUUUGUUGUCGUAUUGGCAAAUGGAACAACUCGUUUACAGCUUGACAUUAUCCGGUCCUCGUGCUUGCCGUUCCACACCUUGUUUUCUUCUCAGCUUCUCCAGGCAACUAAGCCUAAUCCUGAGAUCUAUCUGAAAGCUCUUAAUUUAAUGGGAUUGCAAGCCUCUCAAACUGCUAUGGUGGCGGCACAUGCCUAUGAUUUACGUGCAGCCGCUAAACUAGGAAUGAAGACCGCGUAUAUCCACAGAACGACAGAAGAUCCAUCCGAAGAUAUGGAGGUCGUGAAGUCUGAAGUGGAUGUUUUCAUCGAUGGACGCAGUAAACAACAUGGAUUGCUCGAGUUGGCGCGUCUUUUAUCCACAUGAACCACUCGCCUGUUUACCACAACCGCAAGGCAUCCAGACAAUCUGCACUCUGUUGUGUAUAUUUAAUUUACUAGGCGCCAUAUACAAGUACUUGCAAUA
Messenger RNA from Serpula lacrymans var. lacrymans S7.9, 1047 nucleotides. RefSeq lists its product as uncharacterized. The transcript is spliced from 6 exons. Bases 202 to 948 code for a protein of 248 amino acids. NCBI's taxonomy places the organism in Eukaryota, Fungi, Basidiomycota, Agaricomycetes, Boletales, Serpulaceae. The record is from RefSeq and is a predicted model, not a curated record.